AUGGCGGGUUUCAAUCCGCAGCCCGACGAAGGUUAUUCCGAAGAUCCCCUGACCGCCCAGUCUGCUGCACCAUCAACCUUGCCGCUUAAAUCACAACGCGAAGACGCCGUCACAACGCUGGGGACGCUAAAUUCAGCUCGAUCAGGCGACGAGUUUCCGCCAUGGUUGGUGCAGCACAUUUCUAGCCUUCCGCUGACUCGCAAGACCGAACUUGCCAUGGCCCUCCUUAACGACCUCCCGACGACCGUGAUCUCACAAAUCGUAGAAAAUCUACACCCUCGGCUAUACAUCGACUUUGUCCGGUGCCUCCCCCCGGAAGUCUGCCUUCACAUCCUAGAGUACCUCGACCCUCUCUCACUCAUCAACCUAUGGGAACAACUCUAUUUCCUAGAAGGGUGGAAAGCGGUGCCCGGCGAAGUGGCCGCGGCUGAGAAGGAGAUGAACGGACCUACUUCGUCCUCUAUUCACGGCGUGUCGCGGCGUAUGGGGUCGGACGACGACGGGCACGCGCAUAAGAAGCGCGCCAUUUCUCUCUCUCCGACAUUGGAUAUCGACAGGGACACUGUGAUGACCGACGCAGGAGCUUCUCUUAAGCAGGAACCGAUAGAGAUGGACCAAAGCGAGACCAGCAUCUUUGGAGGCCCCCGGCGCCCACCUUUAAGGACCGGUAUUUCCCAGCGGAUGAGUAAUCUCGACAUUCCAAGCCCAGUAUCCAGGUCGAACUCGAAGGGGAAAGGAGUGGACAAGGGUAAAGGCAAAGCGAAAUCGACCGCCUACACGGACACCUCUCGGCCUUCGUUCCUGCAAACUGUCAUGCGGCCACAGCUGGCCAAGUCAAGUUUAUGGGCGUGGGAUGGCUCGUCUACACGGUUCAAGAUAAAUUGGAAGUAUCUGUACAGCAUGCGACGGAAACUGGAAGUGAACUGGGAGCGGGGUCGGUACGUCAACUUUCAGUUUCCACACCCCGCCCAUCCAGAGGAAGGCCAUGAAGAGUGUGUCUACAGCCUGCAGUUCAACGCGCAGUACCUCGUCAGUGGGAGCCGGGAUCGGACGAUCAAGGUGUGGGACAUGAAGACACGCCGAUGCCUCCGGACGCUCGCCAAACACCGAGGCUCUGUUCUGUGCUUGCAAUUCGAUGCCGAUCCCAACGAGGAUAUCAUCGUAUCUGGGAGUUCGGAUUCAGACGUGAUCAUCUGGAGGCUGUCAACGGGGGUACCAAUACAGACGCUUAAGAACGCCCACCGGGAAUCGGUCCUCAACGUCCGAUUCGACAGCCGCAUCUUGGUCACCUGCUCGAAGGACAAGACGAUCAAGGUGUUCAACCGGAAGCCGCUUCGUUACGGGGACCUUGGAUACCAGGAAGUCGAUCCGGUCGGAACGAACAUCAAGGACUACGGUUACAACAUUCCCAUGACACCCGACGACUACCCCAUUAUUUCAGCCUGGACGAUGAUAGGGUGCCUCGAAGGCCACAGUGCGGCGGUCAACGCGAUCCAGAUUCUAGACCGCGAGGUGGUGUCGGGUAGUGGUGACCGGCACAUCAAGGUUUGGGACUGGCCGACCCAGGUCUGUACGCGUACUAUUGUUGGACACAAUAAAGGUAUCGCAUGCGUGCAGUACGACGGUCGCCGGAUCGUAAGCGGCAGUAGUGACAGCGAAGUGAAGGUAUUUGACCGUCAGACCGGGCUAGAGGUAGCCAACCUCCGCUCGCACACGAAUCUAGUGCGCACCGUCCAGGCAGGGUUUGGGGACAUGCCGUACAGCGUCGAGGCUGAUCUGGAGGAGGCGAAACGAGUGGACCAACAGUACUUCAAGGCGCUGGAAUCCGGCAUGCUCGAAGAACGCGAACGGCCUCGCGGGCCAGGGCGGCGUCCGGGGAAUGCAGGGUCUCGUCGGCCGGAGGAUAUUUGUGCGUAUGGCGCGAAAUUGCCCCCGGGCGGUGGAGGUGGUAGGUACGGGCGGAUCAUCAGCGGUAGCUACGAUGCCAGCAUCAUCAUCUGGCGUCGAGACAAAGAAGGGGUCUGGAAAGACCAACACCACCUCCGGCAAGAGACUGCCGCUGCGGCCGCGAUGCAGCAGGACCGAAACGGGGCCGGUGUCCCCCUCCAUCCGUCAGUUCAAAAUCUCGUCAGCCGCGAAGCCCUCCGAGCCAUCAGAGCAGCGGCAAAUGCCAGCCCGUCAGCGGCACCGACAGCGCCAGUAACGGCAACAACUACAGCGACUCCGGCAACAACCGCGACGACGACAACGACGAACAACGCCGGCCCAUCGACUGCCCCGCCCAACAACGCGUUAAGGUCACAGACAUCUAGCGCGCCCCCGGGCACCUUGACAGGGCCAACCCUUCCACCUAUUAGCGCCCUUGCCAUGGAGAUUGCCCAGUCUGAGCCUUCAACAGCAGCGACCUUUCCAGGAUUCCACCCGGCCAUAGACACCGCGAUCGAAGCCGGGCCGCAAGCCCUGGCGGCUGCCAUCGCAGCACAGCCGGGAAUUCUUGCGCACCGUAGCUACGUCGAAGCAGCCAUUGACAGGCAACAGAACCCAGUGCUUCGGAGCCAGCUCCGGCAGACAUUCGCGAGCGCCGUGGUCAGGGCACAGUCGGAACAGGCCCGGCAUCGACGUGAAGCGAUCCGGCGUCAAGGAGCCGUCGCAGAUUCCGCAGCAGCGGGCCCCAGCGUGGGACAGCCGGGGAACAUCGGCAGCAGCAGAAGCCAACCACAACCGCAACCGCAAAUCGCAGCGGGCGUGCUCACGCCAGCCCAAAUGGCAGCAGCAGCAGCGCACCAGGCGAGCGCACAGAUUCCACAGGGCGCUCACAUGCAUCAGGUACCCUCUCCUCUUCCUGCCGUUGUCCCCGUUGCGCCCCAUCGGGCUCCGUCGAGCACCGCUGGUGCUGGUUCCGUCGUUGGCGCGAGUUCCCACCAAAUCCCUCAUCAGCACCACCAGCAGCAGCAUCAGGCCCAGAACCAGCUCCAGAACCAGAACCAGGCAGCUGCCGCCGCAGCUGCUACGGCCGCGACGGCCGCGUUUGAUGUGCCGGACCCAGCUAACGCGGCGCGUGUGUUCAAGAUCCAAUACGACGCACGGCGUCUGAUCUGUUGUAGUCAACGCAGCGUCAUUGUCGGGUGGGACUUUUGCAAUGGGGACGCAGAGCUCGAAGAGGCGAGCCGGUUCUAUGGGCCGGUGGAUUAA
Dichotomopilus funicola is the source of this 3192-nucleotide messenger RNA. RefSeq lists its product as uncharacterized. The record is from RefSeq and is a predicted model, not a curated record. Gene Ontology annotation, molecular function: protein binding. The transcript has 4 exons. Bases 1 to 3192 code for a protein of 1063 amino acids. NCBI's taxonomy places the organism in Eukaryota, Fungi, Ascomycota, Sordariomycetes, Sordariales, Chaetomiaceae.